Messenger RNA from Drosophila busckii, 3038 nucleotides. RefSeq names its product protein wech (gene wech). Gene Ontology annotation, molecular function: ubiquitin protein ligase activity; protein binding; zinc ion binding. Lineage: Eukaryota; Metazoa; Arthropoda; Insecta; Diptera; Drosophilidae. The record is from RefSeq and is a predicted model, not a curated record. Gene Ontology annotation, biological process: proteasome-mediated ubiquitin-dependent protein catabolic process; protein polyubiquitination. Bases 142 to 2664 code for a protein of 840 amino acids. The transcript is spliced from 6 exons.
CGUGAAAAUAAAUAUAUCAACUAAAACGAUAUAUAAGAGAAAAACAACAACAACAACGACGCUACAACAUUUGCGAGCGGCUUGCAUGAGGCUGCUAAAAAAGCUUAAAAGCGUCUCCAACGUGAUCUCAAAACACUGCUUAUGAUGGAACUCUUGUCAAACAAUUCGGUUCCGCCACAAAUGGCCAGCAGCAAUGCGCCCAGCGCCUCCUCCAAUUCGGCCGUACCGGUCAAUGCUAAUGCAACCAAUGGCAAUGCCAACGGUGGCAGCGGCAGUGGCAGCCUCAGCAGCAAUGCCAGUAACUCAUCCGAACGCCUGUUGGCCGGCAUACUGGAAUCGUUUCCCGCUUGGGAUCUAAAUGUUGGACUACUGCCCAGCGUGGGCCAAACAAAUGGCUCACCACAACGCACUGACUUCUUUAUCAAUAACUUUUUGGGCGGUCUGGAUACGCAUGGCGAUUUCAGCAUUGGACCCAUUGGUAGCGGCGCCUCGCGCAAUCCCAAAAUGUCACCAGAGUCCUCGAACAACUCGAGCAUCAGCUGCGGCUGGUGUGAGGUGAGCGCCUCGAUACGCUGCCUCGAGUGCAAUGAGUUCAUGUGCAACGAUUGCCUGCGCGAGCAUCGCAACAGUCCGCUCUCCUCGAAUCACUCGAUUGUGUCGCUGCCCACGCCCAUUGGCGCCUCGCCCACUGGCGGCAGCGUGCUCAACGCACAGACGCCGCCCAGCAGCAACUUCAUAUGCGACAUACACAACGAGAUGCUGCGCUAUGUGUGCGACUAUUGUCGCAAGCUCGUUUGCCAGUUCUGCACGCUGCACGAGCACAAGGAGCACAGCUAUGCCUCGAUACAGAACUUUAUGAUGGGCUCGAAGGAGAAGCUCGAGGGCGCCAUCGAGAGCAGCCAGGUGGGCACGCGUUGCAUCAAGAGCAGCAUUGACAAGGCUUUGGCCUUUAUACGUCUAAUCGAGCGCAACUGCAGCGAGCUAAGCGAUAAUAUACGCAAAGCCUUUCGUCAGUUCAUCAUUGCCAUAGAGGAUCGCGAGCGUUUUCUGCUCGAUUUCGUUGAGAAGCUGCGUCAGCGUCGUUUGGCCAUACUACACGAUCAAAUGGCGGGAUUGAAGAGCGCGCUAGCUGGACUCUCGGAAACCUCAGACAUGCUUAGCAAGGUGGCGGACAAUGCCUGCAAUAUGGAUCAAAUUGAGAUUGCUAUGAAGCUCACCAACGGACAACGGCAAAUGGAACAGUUUGCUGGCAUUUACAAGGACUUGCAGCCCAAGCAGGAGGUGUUUGCCUUUGCACCGCCCGACUACAGUCUGCUGCAGGAUAUACGCAAUCAGGGCGGCGUCAUCUUGGUGGAUGACAAGAACAUGCCCAUUGUAUCCAGCAGCAAUGGCAUUGUCACUGGCAGCGUCGUCCAAGCGCCAGUGCCGCCAACUGCUGCUGCUGCCGCCGCUGCUGCUGUUGCUGUCACCAAUAUGGAUCUGAACUUUGGCUUGCCCACCAUGUCCACAAUGUCUACUAUGUCCAACACUGUGCCGCUGAGCGUCGCCUCCAGCAGUGUGCGUCGUCCGCUGCUGCGUGACAACAGUUUCCGCAUUCCCUCGCCCAUUAUGCAGCCGCGUGGCGGCAGCGCUUGCGGCAUGAGCAGCGCCGCCUUGGACUGGGAACUCAAUGGACUGCGCACCUCGCCGGGCUUGCACUUCAGCGCGCCGCGCACCACUCAGGCCAUUCCAGGUUGCAUGGACUUGGUCAAGGUGCGCAACUCGAAUGCUCUGUCGCUGUCAUUUGCCACCGAGGGACAUGAGGACGGGCAGGUGAGUCGCCCCUGGGGUCUGUGCGUCGACAAGCUGGGCCAUGUGCUUGUCUCGGAUAGACGCAACAAUCGCGUGCAGGUUUUCAAUCCCGAUGGCUCGCUCAAGUUCAAGUUUGGCCGCAAGGGCGUGGGCAACGGCGAGUUCGAUCUGCCCGCCGGCAUUUGUGUGGAUGUGGACAAUCGCAUCAUUGUGGUGGAUAAGGACAAUCAUCGUGUGCAAAUCUUCACUGCCAGUGGCGUGUUUCUGCUCAAAUUUGGCAGCUACGGCAAGGAGUAUGGUCAGUUUCAAUAUCCUUGGGAUGUGGCUGUCAACUCCAGGCGCCAAAUUGUUGUGACAGACUCACGCAAUCAUCGCAUACAACAAUUCGACUCCGAAGGACGCUUCAUACGCCAGAUUGUGUUCGACAACCAUGGCCAGACCAAGGGUAUUGCCUCGCCCCGCGGCGUCUGCUAUACGCCCACGGGCAAUAUCAUUGUGUCUGACUUCGAUAAUCACUGCUUGUAUCUGAUUGACCCGGAUAUAAAUGAUAUAUUAUCCGUGAAGGGACACGAGGGCUCUGGAUUCCAUGAAUUCAAUCGACCCUCUGGCCUUUGCUGCGAUGACGAAGGACGCAUUAUAGUCGCCGAUUCCAAGAAUCAACGCAUACUCGUCUUCAAUCAGAAUCUGGACUUUAUGUGGGAUAUUGAGGUGCGUCCCUCAAUAAAUCCGCUAAUGCCGCCUACGCUGGAUGAAAAGGAUCGCACCUGCGAUGUGGCCUUGAUGCCAGACGGACGUAUUGUAUUCCUCAUUGAGCUGUCGCCAGACUCCAAAGAAGGGUCUAACCCUUAUAAGCGGUUUGUGCACGUAUUCUAAAUUAGUUAAUAACUAAAAACCAAACUACAAAUUGAACAAAACAAAACAAAAACAAAAGCAAGUUGCAAGCAAGCAAGCAACUAGAUCAAAGAGCAUAACAACGUUUUUUAGAACAUUUACAAGUGCUAAACUAUUUGGCAUAGAAAUCAAAAAACAAAAAAAAAUUAAGAGUAAAAAACACAAAAAAUACGACAAAACAAAAACUAAAAUGGGCAUAAAAUUAGCAAAAAUUUUUAGCAUAAGUGCUACAACGAUUACCUCGAUACUGCUUAAGAGUUAUUUAAACACAAACAUUACUAAAAAGGAUAAGAUUACAAUUUGGUAAUUUACAUGCAUGCAAAUAUUUAGCAAACAUACAAAUAUUGCAAAAAAAG